Molecule: messenger RNA, 1265 nt
Organism: Drosophila melanogaster (fruit fly)
Lineage: Eukaryota; Metazoa; Arthropoda; Insecta; Diptera; Drosophilidae
Gene: dnk
Product: deoxyribonucleoside kinase
Exons: 4
Coding region: 221-973 (250 amino acids)
Biological process (GO): UMP biosynthetic process; CMP biosynthetic process; dAMP biosynthetic process
Molecular function (GO): ATP binding; deoxynucleoside kinase activity
Source: RefSeq, marked reviewed
AUCGCCGACAGCUGAUUCUCAGUAUAGGCAAAAAGAAAAUUCAUUUCACAACGUUAAAUAAAAUAAAUAAGAGGCCAUAAAAGUUGUGAGCAAUAAAUGUUUAAUUUUAUUGCUAUCAGUGGUAUUUGUAUUUAAUAAAUUUGUAAAAACAGCAAUGUCCAGCAAGCACAUGUGGCAGAAAAACAUUAUAUCAUUAAUAGAUCGCCGAUUAUCCGGACUGAUGGCGGAGGCAGCAUCCUGUGCCCGAAAGGGGACCAAGUACGCCGAGGGCACCCAGCCCUUCACCGUCCUCAUCGAGGGCAACAUCGGCAGCGGGAAGACCACGUAUUUGAACCACUUCGAGAAGUACAAGAACGACAUUUGCCUGCUGACCGAGCCCGUCGAGAAGUGGCGCAACGUCAACGGGGUAAAUCUGCUGGAGCUGAUGUACAAAGAUCCCAAGAAGUGGGCCAUGCCCUUUCAGAGUUAUGUCACGCUGACCAUGCUGCAGUCGCACACCGCCCCAACCAACAAGAAGCUAAAAAUAAUGGAGCGCUCCAUUUUUAGCGCUCGCUAUUGCUUCGUGGAGAACAUGCGACGAAACGGCUCGCUGGAGCAGGGCAUGUACAAUACGCUGGAGGAGUGGUACAAGUUCAUCGAAGAGUCCAUUCACGUGCAGGCGGACCUCAUCAUAUAUCUGCGCACCUCGCCGGAGGUGGCGUACGAACGCAUCCGGCAGCGGGCUCGUUCUGAGGAGAGCUGCGUGCCGCUUAAGUACCUUCAGGAGCUGCAUGAGUUGCACGAGGACUGGUUGAUACACCAGAGACGACCGCAGUCGUGCAAGGUCCUAGUCCUCGAUGCCGAUCUGAACCUGGAAAACAUUGGCACCGAGUACCAGCGCUCGGAGAGCAGCAUAUUCGACGCCAUCUCAAGUAACCAACAGCCCUCGCCGGUUCUGGUGUCGCCCAGCAAGCGCCAGAGGGUCGCCAGAUAACCAUUAUCCCAUUAGUACCUAAUUGUGUGUAGUACAGACGUUUAAAAUAAUAUUAUAAGAGGCCUAGACGAGCCGAUUCGCGGGACAAAGGCAGAAACUUACACUUCGAGCCAAUGAUUAACACAUUCGUAUAUUAACAAUUAUAAUCCACAUUAUAUUCUCUUCACAGCAACUAGUAUGUAAGCUCAAAAUAUUGUAAUAAAAACUGUGAAUGUUUAUGUUAAAGGCAAGGCACCUACUAUUUUUGUGUUAGCAUUUCAGUUCACUUGCAUUUUAACUAUAUUGUGUUGGA